AUGGCCAGGAAUAUUCCAAUAACGGCAAGAAGUACUCUCAUCAUCAUAGACAUCGCCAUCUUACAUAUCAUGUCUUCAAGCUUCGAUCAGUUUGUUACAAACGUUAUAAAUGGGAAUGGCAUGCUGCAUCAGGUUCUGCGUGACAUCUUCUUCAUGAUUCCUGACAUCCUGCAUGUGGCCCUGCCAUUGCUUGAACUCAAGAAGCUAGCCCGUUCACGCAAUGUUCCAACAGCCUAUGUCAUAUCCAACCGGGAGUUCUUUUGUUCGGUGUCACUUGUGAUCUUCGGCUGGUUUGUCUGUCUGAUGCUUUAAAAAAGGUAGUAAGGCAUGCAGUUACUCUGAUAUUUGAUGGGUUUGGAUAAAUAUGAUUGUCAUAUCUGGUCUACUGUAUGAUUUUUUCAUGUAUUUUAUUUUAUAUAAAUCUAUACACACACACGUGCACACUGACAUGUGCAUUUAAACACAAAUACAGAGAGAUAGAUACAUACAAACACAUAUCAAAAAGCAUGUACUUUCUCAGUCAAUUUUGUAAAUAAAGGGGUUUUCUUCCCUACCUGUAUCACUGUAUCAUCUAGUGUUCCAGAGGAGAGAAAGGACCAUCUAUUUUAUCCUUCAGGACCACCUUAUCUUUUUAGCAGGCAUAUUCACUUGCUGGUGAUCCAUGGGUUAGAAGAAAAGGGUGUUUCUAAGCAACAAAUGCAAGUUAAAUCUCUGGGGUAUUCAUUUGUAUUCAUAUUUAUGUUGUUAAGGUUCAUGAGAGCAUUUAAAGUGUGUGUAGUUUAUAGUGUGCACCCUUGUGCUGGUUCCAUUAAAAUUAUUUUUUGUG
This is a messenger RNA of Penaeus vannamei (Pacific white shrimp), 826 nucleotides long. NCBI's taxonomy places the organism in Eukaryota, Metazoa, Arthropoda, Malacostraca, Decapoda, Penaeidae. The record is from RefSeq and is a predicted model, not a curated record.